Messenger RNA from Bradysia coprophila, 3897 nucleotides. Its product is annotated as octopamine receptor beta-2R-like. Gene Ontology annotation, cellular component: plasma membrane. Lineage: Eukaryota; Metazoa; Arthropoda; Insecta; Diptera; Sciaridae. Gene Ontology annotation, biological process: adenylate cyclase-activating adrenergic receptor signaling pathway; positive regulation of MAPK cascade. The record is from RefSeq and is a predicted model, not a curated record. Gene Ontology annotation, molecular function: octopamine receptor activity.
UGUAUAGAAAAGUUUGAUAGAGAGAGAGUUUUUCUAUUUUGAUGGGGAUAAAAAAUAAUAAGUUUUCCGGAAAAAAGUAAAUAAAUUUUAGUAUCGAUGUUUAAUGUAUACAAUAGAAAUAAAUAACCGACUCAAUGGAUAACAUCAAAGUGUUGUGUUGUGCUAGUACUGUGUGCAAAUUUAUCGUUAAAGUUUAAAAGUGAAGCCCCAUAAUAUUCUUUGACUACUAGUUAUUUGCAUAUCCUUUUUCGGUUUCCUUUUCAAUCUUAUUGAGAAGAAAAGUUUUUUUUUCUUUUUUCAUUUCUUUUUAACCUCCAACAUCAAAAUUUAAGAUAAAUUUUUCUUGUGUGAAAAACCGUAACGCAAUUUUUGUUUUAUAUUUUUUUAAAUAACGAAACAAAAAAGAAAAAGGGAACACAAAUCUCCUUAAUAACAUAAAUAAAAAGUUUUUUUUUUGUAAAAUAUCAGUUUCAAGACGAGAAGAAAAGAUUAGUUUCUUUUCGAUAACUGGAGGCGAUUUUCAUACAAAACUUUUGAUUCAACUUUCUUUUUUUCGUGUGUUCUUCGAAGGGCCUACGAUAUCUGGUGUCGUCUGUGGAAAUUACUACUGCAUAAGGUAAGAUGAUAAUAAAAUGGCCCAUAAAAAGACAUCAAUUCUAUUACCGCAAGCAUUAGAUGAACGACAGCGAAUACGUUGUACAUCUGUCUCUGGAACGUCGACCAUAAGCAACUGUAGCAUAAUCCAGUAGGACCAAAUAUUGUAACACAAGUGUGGUGUAGCCAAAGUGUUCAAAUCAACGACAAAACGAUGUACAUCCAUUAUUAUAUGCUGUUUUUGCUGCUGUUCUCAUCGAAUAUGUCAAAAAUAUAUGGGUCAUCGUUACCAACACCAUAUGCUACAAAUGAAGAACUACCUGCAAUCAGCGCAACCACAAUACACCCAGAAAAUUCGCAACUCAACGAGAAUGAAUGGUUCGAUGUGACGAUAUUGGUGCUAAAAGCAUCAAUUAUGAUACUGAUUAUUGUGGCUGCUAUAUUCGGCAAUUUACUUGUUAUUGUGUCAGUGAUGCGAGUUAGAAAAUUACGAGUUAUCACCAAUUAUUUCGUCAUAUCCUUAGCAAUGGCCGACAUUAUGGUAGCUAUGAUGGCAAUGACAUUCAACUUCAGUUUUCAAGUAACUGGGAGGUGGAUCUUUAGCCAAUUUCUUUGCGAUCUUUGGAACAGUCUGGACGUUUAUUUUUCAACAGCCAGUAUUCUCCAUUUGUGCUGCAUUUCUGUCGAUAGAUAUUAUGCCAUAGUAAAACCUCUUAAAUAUCCAAUGACCAUCACCAAAAAGGUGGUUGCGGUUAUGAUUCUCAACACCUGGAUCUCGCCAGCUUUACUGUCGUUUAUACCAAUAUUUGCUGGUUGGUACACGACCGACGAACAUAAAUUAUUCAUUGCUAAAAAUCCGGAAAACUGCACUUUCGAAGUGAAUAAAGUGUAUGCAGUCGUUUCCAGUUCGAUAUCAUUCUGGAUACCCUGCACCAUAAUGAUUUUCACAUAUUUGGCAAUAUUCAGAGAAGCAAAUCGACAAGAAAAACAAUUGGCAUUGCGACAGGGCAAUGCAAUGUUAAUGCACCGACAUUCAUCGAGCGGAGGUGGUAACAAUGGAGAAGCAUUAAGUGGCUCUGGUUCAUCAAAAACACUGACAUUACAUGAAGUGGAUCAAGAACAUACACCAACUAAAGAUAGACAUCUAAUUAAGAUGAAAAGAGAACAUAAGGCUGCCCGAACAUUGGGUAUUAUAAUGGGUGUUUUCCUUCUGUGCUGGCUGCCAUUCUUUCUGUGGUAUCUCAUAACAACAUUAUGUGGCGAAGCUUGUCCCUAUCCCAAAGUUUUGGUGACUGUUUUAUUUUGGAUUGGUUAUUUCAAUUCCACCCUGAAUCCACUCAUUUAUGCUUAUUUCAAUCGUGACUUUCGCGAAGCAUUCAAGAGCACAUUAGAAUGUUUAUUUUGCAACUGGUGGAAACGUGGCCGCUUUCCCAUGGAGCUGGACGUGCGGCGAUCGAGUUUACGAUACGAUAGUCGUGCGAAAAGUGUUUAUUCCGAAAGUUAUUUGAAAUCUCAUCACCAACAAAGACGGACUAGUGACCUGUUGACGGAAAGUUUAUAGUAAAGAAAUUGAUGGAAAAUUUUGCAAAUCGUGCGUGAUGAACACGACAUUUGGUUUGUCAGUUUUGUUGGGAAAUUUAUUUUCUUUUCUUUUUUCUGUUUUCAUAACGAAUAAUAUAUUAUUCCUUUGCGAUAAAUCCAGUAGGAAAAAAAUAUUGGAUGGUUAAGGUGAAGUGUGUGUUAAGGGUUUUAGCCAGAAUUUAUUUGUUUUUCUGAAAUAUGUGUGCUCUGGGCUUUUUCGAAUAUGUAUAUCGUCCAGUGAGAUGUCGUGUGAUUAAUGAAUCAAUAAGUCGACACACGGUGAAAGUCCAAUGAGGUCUGAUACUGAGCGAUACGAAAGCAAUAAGAGCUUCCGCUGUUUCUCUGAAAUUGUCGAAUCAAUGACUUCCAUUGAAAACACUACCAAACGCUACAAUGAAUCCAUGAUUCACAUUUCGAAUUGUAGUUAUACUGUCAUUCGCAGUCUUUGUUUAUUGGAAUAAUUGUUACAUUUUCCAUACUUGUGAGAGUAUUUUAGCAACAAUAAGAGAGAUGAGAAUAAGAAGAGACAAGAUCCGAUUCAAAUUUUUGCAGUAGAAACUUAGAGUUAAAUUCAACCAACGCACUUCAAGCAAAAGUGGUACUCUAAAUAGGAUACUGAAACUUGGCAGUGCUUUAUACAAAAUUUUACACUGUAAAAAGAGUGGGGAUAAAAUUUCAUACAAAAAGUACUCUAUUUGGCAGCUGUCAUUAAUAGCACUUUUGCUGGAAGUGCGUUGAUUCAACUAAAUUUGUAUCUUAGUUUGCUUCAGGUGCUUUAACAGUUGGUCUACACACAGACACACUAAUUUUAUGCGUCCUUGACCACGAACGGCAUGUCGUUAUGGAUAUCAAUGGGUAACCCUUCAAAAGAUGUAUAAUCAGUGUGUUUGUAUGAAUAGAACAGCUGAAGCAAAUUUAGACAUCAAUUUGGUUGACUUUAACUGUAUUUUACAGUGGUCGUAGUUGUAUAUAGAAUAUAGAGAAUGAGAAGCAGUGGAACCUCUGUCAUUAUCGGUUGCGUCCGAACGAGAAAAUGAAACAUUGUCGAUUGUCAGCACACAAAAAUUUUGUGACAGCAUACAGUUGGCGCUGUCUCCGAGCCGAUCUUUUUCACACAUUUUCGUUUUUUUUUGUGUAAAAUGUAAUAAACACCAACACAAUCAUAUGAAGCUUUUACGGAGCGACUCGGAGACAGCAUUACACUAACAUCUUGCUGAGUAACUUUUCCAUUAAAUUCAAUUAAAAUAUUUUUCUGGUUACCAAUCAUCAAAAUAUAGAGCUGCAUUGAAUCUACUUAUACUUCAAUUGUUGUUAAGCAAUCGAGAAAAAAAAUUGUAACAAUCAAAAACAUUUUAUCUUAGAUAUAUAUCUGGAAAGAGACGAUCCAGGGGUGGAUUCCUAAAAAAAAUAUCAAAAAAUAGAAGUGGGAAAGAGAAAAGAAAACAAUAUUUUACAUUAAUUACUACAACGAUCUACUCUCUUGGAUAAAUAGUGAGAUGAUGAAUUUUAACAAAAAGAAAUAAGCAGAAAAAAUGUCACAGAAAUAAAAGUUAAUAAUAAAAUAAUUUAAAAAAAAUUAAAAGAAAUUUGAAAAGCAUUGAUUGUCUUCCGUUGCACUAUUUAAGUUAAACAAAACAAAACAAAACAAAAAAAAGAUAAAACUACACACACGAUUUUUAGGAAUAUAACAAAGUGAAAAAUCUUAUAAAAUUAAAACUAAAA